This is a messenger RNA of Racocetra persica, 1254 nucleotides long. NCBI's taxonomy places the organism in Eukaryota, Fungi, Glomeromycota, Glomeromycetes, Diversisporales, Gigasporaceae. The record is from the annotation of a GenBank genome assembly.
AUGUCACAACAGAAUGAUCAACAAAAUCUAUCACCAAAUUCUAAUAUGUCUAAUUCGCAAUCAACAACUAAUGCAAAUAAUAAUACAACGAGCGAUCAAUUUUCAAAUCUUCAAAAGAGUUCACAACAAACACAGCAGACUACUGUACAAAACCAACAGUCAUCACCGCAACAAUCACAAUCAUCACAAACUGCCACAACUCCUCAACUACAGCCAGCUACAAGUCAGCCAUCACAAGUUGCAGUAACUGUAGCAGCACGGCCUGCAACUGUACCUCCAAAGGGUGGGAACACAAAGAAAAAAAGUGGUGGAAACAAAAAGGCGGGCGGGUCACGUCCUAAAUCCGUAACAGCAGAGAAAAAUGAUGAUUCAAUAUUGCCUCAGGCUUUGAGCCAAAUGGCAACCGAUUAUUAUAACCAGGCUGUUCAUCUUGGGCAAGACACGCCAGAAGGUCAGAGGUGUUACAAAAAUUAUUUGGAUACGAUGCAAGCUUUGGAACAGCAUCAGCGAAACAAUCAACAUGCUAGUCUUUCGUUUGUUCCUCCAGUGAACCAAAUUACAUCACCGGCAACUACUCCUUCUCCUAACCAAAUGUCUCGUAUGAUUCCUACCACUAUGACAUCCGUACCUUCUCCAUUAUCAUCGCAACCUCAGACAAUGCAUAAUCACCAAAAUAGUCCACAAAUGGUUGCAAGGCCGCAGCAACAUAUGGUUGGACGAGGGCCGCAAGUUGAAUACAAUAAUUUAAAUUAUCAGCAGUUAACAGCUUCAAGAGUAACCAAUUCUACGAGCGGAUCUUCACAAGCAACGUACAAUACGACAAGACCUUAUUUAAGACCAUCGAUGAUGCCUCCAGUACCUGAUUCGUCUUCACGAAUGAUGAUCAAUACACAUGGGCAUUCAGGGGUGACAGGGUCUCCAACAGCUCAACCUAUUCAAUCACCAAUUAUACCUUCUUCGCCACUUGCAAAUAACAUUACGGAAGGAUCAAUGAUUACUGUGCAACAACAACAAGCAAUGCAUCAAAUGCUGCAAUCACCAAGGUUACAGCAACAGACUCAAUCACCGGGAUCACAACUACCACCCCAAUCUCCACGAUCACACCAAGUACAGUCUCUACCACAAUCACCCCGAUCUCAUCAGUUACAACCUUUAUCUCAAUCACCCCAAUUACAACAUCCAUCUCAAUCACCUCAAUCACAACCGCCACAUAUAAAUUCACAUGUAAUUAAUUCUUCAAUGGAAAUUGAUACA